CCAGUCAUCCAUCCUCUCCCUCUCUAGCGCGUCUCUCCUGCUUGUUUUUCACCGCUCGAGUCUGCGUGUAGAACGCUCGCGCUCGGCCGCGCUGCUGUGAUUGGAGGACUGAAUCAGGGCUCAUCGCGUUACACGCACGAGAGGAUUGUUCUCACACACAGAGGCACAACUAGAAAAGAAAAGAACGAGAGAAACCGGAGAAAACGUCCUCGAAAGCAGGAGAAAAUCACCUAAAACCUCACCACAGAAAGUCUCUAGAAUUCACGCUUUGAAGUAGACCUUCGUCACGAGUCAUAAGUCCUAAUUUGGAAGGAUUUUGAGUUGUUUGAGCGGCUUCAUCAAAUAGGUACUACAAAGGUUUUUCACAGAGGUUUAUGGCUUUGCUCUGUGAUCAGCUCUAGACAGGAGACUCUUAAUGCUGAUACCCAUGAGUCCCCUUCAUCAUCAUGUGCUGCCACACUUGCUACCCUGUGAGGGAGAGAAGGAGCAUACGGCAACCUUGAUUACCGAAGCUCAGAGAUUAACCCUUAACCCUGCGCCUGAGACAGAGACAGACCAAUGCAAUCAGCGAGUUUCCUGUCUCAUAAUUAUUGGUGCUUGAUUGGUCUGUCAGAGACCAGAUACCCUGCAGCCCACCUCUACCGUUCCACUCCGCAUUAAUGACCCAUGACAUAUGAGAACCGUGUUUACAUGCAGAACUCCAUACCGCCACAUCGAGGGGAUCACCGUUGGGAUUUUCUCAGGGUCUUAAACAAGAGGAGGCUGUAAAGAGGCCUUGAAGUUGUCUUCACACUCACAUACUCUUCCUCGGUCUACUCACCUUCACAGAUCAUUGGCCACUUUGUUUGUCUCAAAAGAGUACGGCACAACCAAGACAGCUAUAUAGUUUCGGAUCUCAGCCAACAUGAUAAAAAGCACUUCCAUGGUCAUCGUCAUUGGCCUUUUGGGAGCUGCCUUCCUUCUCUCGCCAUCGGCUGAGGGUGGGCAGAACCCAGACUACAUGCUUCACGGCACUGGGGUCAAGCCCGGAUCAGAUCCAAAGAGACCACUGUCAGGGGACGGGUUCACCGUGGCCCCAGAGGAUGCUGCCCGCUUCCUUAGCUGCUACUGUUCAGGCCACUGCCCCGAAGAUGCCACAAACAACACCUGCGACACGAACGGCCAGUGUUUUGCUAUCAUAGAGGAGGAUGAGCAUGGUGAGGCUAUCCUCACCUCUGGCUGCAUGAAGUAUGAGGGCUCCCACUUCCAGUGCAAGGACUCUCCUAAUGCUCAGACCAGACGGACCAUUGAGUGCUGUUCCACUGAUUUCUGUAAUAGAGACCUUCAGCCCACACUUCCACCUCCUAUUCCAGGAAAGCCUCAGUUAUGGAACGCCCACUUGCUGGCCUUUCUGAUCUCCGUGAUGGUGUGUUGCUUCACUUUGGUGGCCAUAACUGUGGUGUGUUACUACAGGUAUAAGCUGCAGACAGGACGGAGACGGUACCAGAGAGAUCUGGAGCAGGACGAGGCCUUCAUCCCUGCAGGAGAGUCUCUCAAAGAUCUCAUUAGUCAGUCCAGCACUGGCUCCGGUUCAGGGCUCCCCCUGCUGGUCCAGCGCACCAUUGCCAAACAAAUUCAGAUGGUACGUCAAAUCGGGAAGGGGCGGUAUGGAGAAGUGUGGCUUGGUCGCUGGAGAGGAGAAAAGGUUGCGGUGAAAGUGUUCUUUACCCGUGAAGAGGCUAGUUGGUUCAGAGAGACCGAGAUUUACCAAACGGUGCUCAUGAGGCACGAAAAUAUACUCGGCUUUAUAGCUGCAGAUAUUAAGGGCACGGGAGCGUUCACUCAGCUUUUCCUCAUCACAGACUACCAUGAGAAUGGUUCUCUCUAUGACUAUCUGAAAUACACCACCCUGGACACACAGGCUCUGUUGAGGCUGGCCUAUUCUGCAGCCUGCGGCCUGUGCCACCUCCACACAGAGAUCUAUGGUACGCAGGGCAAACCUGCCAUCGCUCACAGAGACCUGAAGAGCAAAAACAUCCUCAUAAAGAAGAAUGGCACCUGCUGCAUCGCUGAUCUGGGCCUGGCUGUGAAAUACAACAGUGAUACCAAUGAGGUGGACGUCCCUCUGAGCACAAGGAUGGGCACACGACGGUACAUGCCACCAGAGGUCCUGGAUGAGACCCUAAAUAAGAACCAAUUCCAAGCGUACAUAAUGGCUGAUAUUUACAGCUAUGGGCUCAUUGUUUGGGAGAUGGCCCGCCGAUGCGUGACAGGAGGUAUUGUUGAGGAGUAUCAGUUGCCAUACUGGGACAUGGUACCUUCAGAACCAUCCUACGAGGACAUGAGGGAAGUGGUGUGUGUUAAAGGCAUGCGACCAGUGGUGUCUAAUCGCUGGAACAGUGACGAGUGCUUACGGGCCAUGCUAAAGCUCAUGUCUGAGUGCUGGGCACACAACCCAGCCUCUCGCCUCACAGCUCUUAGAGUCAAAAAAACACUCGCCAAAAUGGUUGAAUCACAGGAUAUCAAAAUAUGAUCAGUUUUCCCUCCAAUGCCAGUCUGAGAGAAAUCAUGGAGAUAUUUAUGCUCACUUUUAUGAAUUAUUGCCUCAGUUCCUAAACAGACCUGUGGCAGUGCUGCUGAGCAGAACAUUUGCCUCCUUGUCUGGCUGUUUCCUCGCCCUGUUGCAGUAAUGCUCUUAGUGUCAUGUAGCACCCUCUGCUGGACUGUAUGUGCCAUAGUGCAUCCACGAGGAACUAAGGACAACUGGUCUGCAGGCAUCGGUACUCACAUCCUCCCCAUUGCCACCAUUUUUCCUUCUUCAGAUGCUCUUUUAUAUAUUGGGAGAGAUUCGAAGAGCAUAUGGUGCUUUCUGUGAAAGCUGUGUAAUACGAUACGUCUGUAUGGAGGAGUGGCAUGGUGCCAGCAGUGAUGGAGCCGUUUGGGAGAAGGCUUGACGACGGACCCCUCUGUUAUUGACUGAGUUGAGAGGCGGACAUAUUUGGGGUGAUAUAUUAUGCUUGGGAUAUGCUCCAGUGUGGCUAGCGUCCCAAAAUGACAACUUUGCAUUUGGAUCAUGUGCAGCUGUGGCCACUGAAACAUCAAAAGUGAACAGACCCUAUUUAAUUCAAAUGACCUAUAUUAUAUGUAUAAAACUAAAAAAUGUCCCGUUACUACAUAUUGAUAUUUUAAUUAAUAGCCUUUUUGAAAAAUUAUUCCUUCAACUGCUUUCCUUUCUGAGAAUCUGUCCAAAAAAGAGUGUUAGCAAUAAGGUUUACUAGUUGAAACCUUCCCAUUUUCUGAAGACUGGGAAUGUAUUCACCAUUAGGAAUAGAAAGUUCAGGUAUAAUGACAGGAGUAAUGUGAUCAUUACUCCAGCUCUGGCCUGAAGAAUUUAAGUACCACCGGUCAAAUAUUGCCAACACCGCCGCCAUACAAGAUCUGUUCAUCUAGAAGAUAUGGUGACUUUCAGUCUCUCAGAAUGGCAGAUCUGAUCUGGCUUAUUGCAGGUGUGUCGGUGCAGAUGUAUGCCCACUGCUCCCGAAUGCCUCAUAAAUGUUGUUGUAUUUUAUCCAAUAGCCUUCGAGUGAACCUCACUAUAUCACAUCUGAUUCAUCAGUGUCAGGUUGGAUUGCUGUUUUCAAUGCCUCAUUUAAACAGUUUUGCCUUGAAUCUAAUGUGACGCUUGGGAAUCAUAUGACUCAUAAAUGUCUAAUGUGAUAGAAUAAUGCAAAUGCAUGUGCUAUUUAUUCAUGUCAUGUCAUAUAGUAUAAAUUACUGUGGUAUGAUAUUUUUACUUGCAGGACUAUUAACAUUGUUCUUGCAACUGACAUUCUCAAUGCUUUUACAGUGCAGCUCAAACUUUCAAAUACUAAAUUUAUGACUUCAAGAUGAAAUUCUACAUUUAAUGACUUCCUAUGAAAGUGUGGGUGUGAAUUAUCAUUAUUUGUCAUUUCUAUAAUGUGUAAAACUAGACCCUUUGUAUGUAAUUUACUGAAAAGUCAGGACAGGCAACUUUAGUUCAACUUUCAUAUACAUGAAAAGACUUUUUUUUGCAAGAGCGUAAUCUCAAACUUAAAUCACACACCAAUGCAUUAUUAGCACUUGUGGAAAAUACAGGUUUAAUUUCAAAACCAGGGUCCUUUGUCUGAAAAAAAUAAUAAAAUUGGUCAUUCCUGCCUUCAGGAAUGUUAUAUUAUCGGGGUGCAUUUAAAUAAGUUGUUAUAGCAGUCUGAGAAAUAUAAAUCAUACAGGUACAAAACCCUUUACUUUGCAUUGAAGAUUCAGAUAUCCCAUUGCUUGUGUGUCUUUUCUAAAUGUUUGGGCUGCAGUUGUCCUCAAGCCUAUUCUGUCCAUUGCAACCAUGCCAGUUACUUUGUAAAAUCAUAUCUGAACUAAUUUAAGCUCAUAUGUCUAGAGAAGUGACUACACAAUGUUUUGUCUUAAUUGUUUAAUAUGUAAGGAAACGUAAAAUGGCCUGAAUAAUAUGAACUUUGUUUUAAUCUGGUUUUAAGAGAGGUGCCUUAUGUUUUCCAAGAAAAGCUGUUCUGUACACAGAAUUAGUCCAAUGUAUCAAUUUUUAAGUAAAUUACCUUAUUUUAGUACACAAUCA
Sinocyclocheilus anshuiensis is the source of this 4588-nucleotide messenger RNA. It is a transcript of the gene bmpr1ab, whose product is annotated as bone morphogenetic protein receptor, type IAb. Bases 905 to 2512 code for a protein of 535 amino acids. The record is from RefSeq and is a predicted model, not a curated record. Gene Ontology annotation, cellular component: signaling receptor complex; plasma membrane. Gene Ontology annotation, biological process: cellular response to growth factor stimulus; protein phosphorylation; cell surface receptor protein serine/threonine kinase signaling pathway. Gene Ontology annotation, molecular function: ATP binding; transmembrane receptor protein serine/threonine kinase activity. Lineage: Eukaryota; Metazoa; Chordata; Actinopteri; Cypriniformes; Cyprinidae. The transcript has 14 exons.